Salvelinus namaycush (lake trout) is the source of this 988-nucleotide messenger RNA. RefSeq names its product RNA-binding Raly-like protein. The record is from RefSeq and is a predicted model, not a curated record. The transcript has 4 exons. Lineage: Eukaryota; Metazoa; Chordata; Actinopteri; Salmoniformes; Salmonidae. The coding region runs from base 1 to 474 and encodes 157 amino acids.
AUGUAUGACUACCAGCGCGUGCCAGCUUCCCUACCUCCCCUGUCCCAGGGACCUAGCCUGGCCAAACGACCCCGCUCCUCCUCCACUUCCUCUGGGCACAGACGUAGCCGAGACAGGCCCCCCUCCAAGAGCUCCAGAGCCCACUCCACCAGCUCCAACAGGGCCAAGUUGCGGAUGGAGGAGCUGCAGGUCAUUAAGAGGGAGCUGACUCUGAUAAAGACACAGAUUGACGGGCUGCUCGACAACCUGGACAGGAUGGACACACAGAGGCGGGACCACACAGGGUCUCCCGUGAGGGAGGGCAGUUUGGCCGGGUCACCGUACCCCCCCUCCGCCAGCAGCGGUGACCGCUCCCCCUCCCCCCUGUCCCCCCCACGCCGCUGCAUCCAGAGAGAGAGCCCCGAACUCGGGGAGGCCAGCGACGAUGAUCACACGAUGAAUAACCACAGCUCUGACCCUGAGGACGAGAUGUGAGGAUGGAAACAGAGAAGAAACGGAGGAGCGCCAGACAUAGAGGAAGAGAACAUCUUGUCAAGAAGUUACCAUGCCAACAACUGAUUCAGAGGCCCCACUCCUGUCUAACCAACCAGUUACAUUGUAUUCUAUAUCCACAUAUACAUCAACAGCACACAUACAAGGACACACUGUAAUUAUAGUUUAUCAGAAAUCAAGUAUCUCCCUUGGAUAUUCACCACUGAGAUCAGCUUAGAUUACACACACAUUUUAUAUGUAGAGUGUAAUUAUUAACCAGAACAGGAAAGUGAAAUAAUUUUUAUAUUCAUAAUUUUCUUAUGUUCUUUUUAGCCCGUCUUCAUAUUUUCCAGAAAAACAUUCUGAUUACCAGUUCGUAUAAAUUUGACAUGCAUAUUGAGAGACUGACGGUAUCUGAAAUGAGCAUACUAUAGAUGUCGCAAUCAUAGUUUUUCGGUGACUUGAGUUACUUUGUUUUCUGUAUAUCAUAUCACUACCAGAGCAUGAGUCCAUCAGU